Messenger RNA from Vitrella brassicaformis, 951 nucleotides. The record is from the annotation of a GenBank genome assembly. NCBI's taxonomy places the organism in Eukaryota, Vitrellaceae.
AUGGACUCUGUUGACGUGGGGAUCAGCCUUGAGCUGAUUCACAAUGGCAUCGUUACUAAGGAGGUGCGCCUCGUCAAUCGUGCCCUUCGCAACAUCUCGUGGCAGCGCCGCCGAAUGUCCGUCGCCGACUUGCUCAAGAUGGUCAAACUGGUGCUCAAGAACACGCCAUACAAGGAGCGGCUCGUGGGGAUGCUGGAGGGGCAACAGCAGGUAUGUGGUGGCAAUGUGGGUGGCGGAGUACCUGUGAAUGCUUUGCUCUAUUUCUGCAUUUCUGCCAUGCAUAUCAGUCUGAGGAUGUCGAGAUGGCCCCACCCCCUCUGCCGAACGGUGUGGCUGCCCCGUCGUCACACAGUCCUUCGCCAUUCCCCUUCCACGAACACCACUUCGACAUUAUCAUGCCUGAAUGUGAGAUCUAUCUCGGCAUACUCGUCGUCACGCAUUUCGUCGACAAGAAGCUGACUCAAAAGGUCAGGCACGCGCCUUGCUAUGAUGCGAUUGUGUGACUGUGUGGCUGUGUGGCUGUGUGCUUUUUGCAGGCCGUGUCAGGAGCCGAUUUGGUUGUGAGUCGUGCCAAGUCGUACAACAGACGGUCUCUGGACCCUCUGGCCGCACGGGUGGGCACAUGAACAUGCCAUUCAAAUGCAUAUCUUCUCACCUGUCAUGGGGCGGUUCUGCAGGCAUACUUUUGUUUGUCUCGUGCGUACGAGCUGGAUGGGCGCCUGUCAGAGAUACGAGAGUAGGAACCAACAUCAAAAUGUGCCAUGUACUGGGUGUGGGUGUGGGUGUGCGUGUGUCCUAUGUGACAGGGAUUUGAUGGCAGCGUACCGCACAGCGUCGCUACAUCAUGACCUUGUGGGACAGGUGACGUCAUCCUUGCACAGUGGUCACCUCUUCAGCCUGCCUGGCCUUUGUGUGUGUCCUCAGGCCACUCAGCUGAAGACCUGCUGCUGA